ACAAAAGUGGUUGCCGGCCGCAGCACGGAUUUCGGGUGCACCUGAGAUCAUGCAACUACGAGGAGCAACCGCCUGCGCCACCAGAGGCCAUUUAUCCACUUCAGUACUGGAAGCGGUCUCCGCUCACUCACUGGCUUGAUGGCAACACCCCGCCCCAGCAUUGCUGGUUGUGCUUUCUCAAGCCUAGCCCAUGGAUUCCCAAGGCUCCCACUCUCUAGGCCCCGCUGUGGUUGCCGUCGCUUGGACUUUUGCUAGCCUCGCGAUUCUGGUGGUUGGAGCACGCCUUUAUGCUCGCCUGAGGAUUGUGCGGAGACUUUCCAUCGAUGACUGCAUCAUUCUAUUCACUCUCUGCCUCGGCCUCGGAAAUAGCAUCUUCCUCACCAUCUCCACGUCAUGGGGAUUGGGACAACAUCUCUCGGUCCUCCAGGCUGACCCCGAACGUGUCAUGUACACGGUCAAAUGGGUGUACCUGUGCGAGUUCUUCUCCAUUCUAUGUCCCUGCUUCGGCCGCAUCUCGUUUGCGCUAUUGCUCCUCGGCAUCAUCCCGCCAACGUCUACAUCUCGAAGGACCUUUCUCAAGUGCAUCAUCGUCGUACAGCUCGUCGUCGAUGUCGGGACGGUGAUUAUAAGCUUUUCGCAGUGUCAGCCCCUUGAGGGCUUCUGGAACAAAAGCAUCGCCAGUACUUGUUGGCCACCCUUUGUCCAGCAAUACACCGGCUUCACCCAAGGCUCCGUGUGUUCUUUGAUAGACCUGAUUCUCGCUCUGUUUCCAGCUUCCAUGUUUUGGAGCUUGAAGAUGCAAUGGAAACAGAAGGUUGCCCUCAGUAGUCUCAUGGGAUUGGGCGUUUUCGCUAUGAUUGCAUCCAUUGUGAAGACGGUUGGGCUUAGAGCGAUUACCGCAACGGACGACUUGACGUACGAAAUGGCGAAUCUUGCAAUCUGGUGGACUCUCGAAGCCAACCUCGUGCUCAUCGCGGCCUCCGUGCCAACGCUAAGGCCCAUCUUCAAGGUUAAAAGAGGCCAGAUCCGCGAUGGGGGUAGUGCCGGCACGGGCCUGGGCACGUGGAACCGAUCCCAGAGAAUUAAGAUGAGCACCAACGAUGACAGCGGACCUUUUGUGGCACUGAGCGAGCCGGAAUCUCGUGAUGAGGCUGACAUCGGUGUUCAACUCAAGUCUUACGACAACCAUGGAUACCAGGCGAACGCCAUUGCGGGACAGAAAGCGCAGGAUCACGUCGGAGAUGGUAUCCGGAGGGACUUCACGGUGACGGUAGUCUACGGCAAACAGGACUCGUAGACCAGCUGGUGGAAGGGCAGGGGGGGAAGACGUAGAGAACGAUGAGCUUAACAUCAAGCCAUCAUCCAAGGUCCGACAGUUGCCGGAAAUGACUGGAGUGGCCCCCGCGUACUCCGUAGCCUGUAGGAUAUUCGUUCCAGAUCUCUGUAUACCCGUUGCUUUAGAAAAAUCAAGCAUCACGCCUUACUCCAG
Canariomyces notabilis is the source of this 1489-nucleotide messenger RNA. RefSeq lists its product as uncharacterized. NCBI's taxonomy places the organism in Eukaryota, Fungi, Ascomycota, Sordariomycetes, Sordariales, Chaetomiaceae. The transcript is spliced from 7 exons. The record is from RefSeq and is a predicted model, not a curated record. Bases 191 to 1297 code for a protein of 368 amino acids.